Molecule: messenger RNA, 4542 nt
Organism: Ichthyophthirius multifiliis
Lineage: Eukaryota; Ciliophora; Oligohymenophorea; Hymenostomatida
Product: WD repeat protein
Exons: 11
Molecular function (GO): protein binding
Source: RefSeq, a predicted model, not a curated record
AUGAGUGAAGAAUAAUAGCCAAUAGAGGAAAAUUUAUCUCCUAAUAAAUUAGUAGAAGAACAAAAAGAAGAAGUUCUUUAAGAAGAGCAAACAAUCGAAACAGUAAACGAGCAAACUGAACAAUACAAAGAAAUCAUUGAAAUAAAAUAACAUGAAGAGUUACAUAUAUAACAAGAAAUAACAAUUUAAACAAUAAAUAAUACUACAUAAUAAAUAACUGAAUAAUAUAAAGAAGUAGUCCAAAAAAGAAAACAAGAAGAUGAAUAUGAAGAAAGCUUAGUAGAAGAAGAACAUAUAAUCGAAUAAGAAAAAAAUCAUCAAGAAGUAGAACAAGACAAUACUUUCUAAAAUGAAGAAUAUGCCAAAAAUAAAGUAGAAAAUUAAGAAACUCCAAAAGAACCAGGCUCAUAAGAUCAUUUAACAGAUUAAUUUUUUUAUGACGAAAAUGAAUUAGAAAGCACAGUCACUGAUUCAUAAAUAACACGAUAGACAGUAUAAUACCAUAAAGUAUUUGGAUUUGAUUCUAUGAAAAAAUAUAAUGUAAGUGUAUUAGAUAACGAAAAUAUAAUAUAUUCAUGUGGUGUUACUUAUUAAAUAUUAAAUAUUAAUACGUUAUAAACAUAAGUAUUAUUCUCAAAAGAUGGAGGCGGUAUAGGAAGUAUCGCUGUUCAUCCUUCUAAAAAAUAUUUUGCUGUCGCUGAAAAAGGAAAUAAACCUAAUAUUUAUAUAUAUGAAUAUCCAACUUUAAAAUUAUUUAGAAUUCUAAGAAAAGGAACUGAAUUAUCUUAUAGCUCUGUUACAUUUUCAUUUGACGGAAUAAGAUGCGCUUCAGUAGGUUCUAGUCCUGAUUAUACAAUCUCCAUAUGGGAUUGGAAAAAAGAGAUGAUAAUUUUAAAAGCUAAAGCUUUUUCUUAGGAAGUUUAUCAUGUAUAAUUUUCUGAAUAUAGUGAGAAUAUACUCGCAACAUCAGGUUUAGCACAUAUUAAAUUCUGGAAAGUUGCUGAGACUUUUACUGGUUUAAAAUUAAAAGGAGAAAUCGCUAAGUUUGGACAAGUAGAGCUUUCCGAUGUAAUUGGAUAUUAUAUUCAUCCAGAUGGCAAAGUAUUAUCAGGUACUGAAUAUGGAAAUUUACUUUUAUGGGAAGGUAAUCUUAUUAAGUGUGUGAUUUUUAUUGAUGAAUAAAAUAAAUGUCAUGACGGAUGUAUAAAUGCAAUUUUUAAAAUAGAUAAUAAUAUAAUCACAGCCGGAGAGGAUGGUUAUAUAAGAUUUUGGGAUUUCCAAUCAAUAGAAAAUUCUGAAAGUGAUGAUUUUGAUUUCAACGGCAAAAUAAUAAAAUUAUGCCUAAAAGACAACUAUACAUCUUCCGAGUAAACCACUAUAUUAGAAACAAAUUCUGGAAAACUAAAUGACAUUGCCGUUUCCCCAACAUAAAACGCCUCAGUUACAAUAGGAGAUGACGGAGUGGUUCGUCUUUGGGAUUUCGUGAAUAAAAGGGAAUAUUAUUCCCGAAAAUUCCCUUCAAAAGGCACUUGUGUGGAAUGGUUAGCCCAUACCCGAAAAAAUGGUGGCCGAGUAGUAGUUGUAGGCUAUCAAAACGGUAUAGUAAGGUAUUUAUUAUUAAACCAAAUUACCUUCACCCUCUUAAAAAGCCUCAAAGUGCACAAUAAAGCCAUAAAAUACAUAAAAGCAUCACCUGAUGGUUCCAUAGUAGCCGUUUUAUCAAUAGAUGGGAACUUAUUUUUGCUCGAAAAUGACCCUUCAGACAUAAAAAAGCUUGAGCCAAUCUGCUUAUUCGACACUAAACUACAAAUAAACAGCAUGGUGUGGGACCGUAAUGGUGAAAAGUUGCUUUUUGCAGCUGAAGAUGGCAAAAUCUACGAGACUUAAAUUCCUAAAAAGGAAAAUUGUGACACAUCGGAAACUUAUUUACAGAAUUUCUACGCGAAAUCCUACACUAUUAAAAUGAUGGAAUUCCAAAAGCCCAAAACGGAAGAAAUGGAACUCGAAUUCUUACUCAGAAGGAAUAAAAACGAAGAAAAGAAAGAAGAAGUUGAAUGGGAGCCUGAUAGUAUAAUGAAUGCCUGCUAUUAUGAUUAUUCUUGUACUAAAAUACUCGCUACAGUUUCUGGUAAAUAUAUGGGUUGGAUAUAUUUAAUUGAUUGGAAUAAAGAUAGACCUAUAGAGGCUAUUCCGGUGCCUAAAAUAUAAAGUCUAUGCAUGAAUUUCGUUGAUUUCUAGGAUAUUUUACUCAUAGGCUUCAAAGAUGGGUCCUGGUAGUUAAGACAUAAGAAUGAUAUUAAGAUUGGAGUACAUUUAAGACCUCAUGAUAUUGAUUAUGGGGCUGUGAAAAAUGUUUGCUUAAAUUUUAUGAAAAAUUGUAUCCUUUCAGUGGGUGGGGAUGGUACUUUUUCGACAUAUAAAGUGGACAUGGAGGCCAUUAAGUAAAUCUGUAAAGGAAAUAUGGUUGAAAACUUUAUUUUCGCAGACCAAUUUGAAGGCGGAAGUAUAUCAGAAAACACUUUUUCGGAGAAAAUAAUUGAAGAAGAAAAUUAAGAAGAAGAAGAUAUUUUAGACGAUAAUGUAUAUUCAAUUUAGGAAGCCAAGCUUUUAGCCGAAGAAGACUAUAAAAAAUAAGAGGCGAAUAAAAAAAAGAAUAAAAUUCUAGAAUAAGUUUAAAAUCUGGUUAGUCUUUUCGAAGACCAAAAAAGAAAAAAUUUAGAAAUAGAUGAAAUCGCAAGAUUGACAAACUAAGAAUUAUGCGUAGAUCCAGACUAUAUAGAAAUGCUAAAUUAAAGAGUCGAGCAGGAUUUAGAAGAGACUAAAUUAGAAUUAAAAUGGGACGCGGAAUAUUACCAGUUGAAAACUUAGAAAUUAUUUAAAUAUAUGAAAGAUGAACUCAUAGUUGACACUUUUACCGUCAAAGCUAUCAAAAAUCCUAAUAUUUAAAUUAAAAAAGAACUAGAAGAACUCUCCAAAAAAAAGCCAACAAAAGAAUCAUUUGACCCUGAUCAUUAAAAAGACAUUGAAAAUGCGAAAAAAACACUCGGGGAUUACAAACUAAAAUCCUCUCCGACUUACGAUGUACCUGAAAAUCAAAGAAUGAAUGUAAAAAUUAAUAAAUAACUUAAUAUAAAUGAGACUUUAUUUUAGCCCAAAAUUGAUAAAUAGCUCGAAAUGCCCGAAACAUUCUUUUAAGUUACCGAAGAAUAAAUAGACGCUUUUAUUAUUUCCAAAAAUAAAGAAAAUGCUUAAAAUGCUAAGAAUAAACAAACUUAAGAAAAUGAAUAAUAAAAUAAUAAUAAUAAUAAUAAUUAAUAAAAAAAAGAAAAAAAACCAGAUCCAACAUUAGGUUAUAAAUAAAGAAAAGGCGUAAAAGUCCAAAACAGUGAAUAAGAAGAAGAAUUAAAAACCAUUACCUAGAUGAUUUUGAAUGCCGAAAAAAAAAGAAUGCAAGACGAAAUAAAUGAAGAAACUGAAUAAUUUGAUAAAGACGUUUUAAAAUGGCAAAACGAAAAAAAUAUUAUGGAAAGUGAUAUUACUAUAGCAUAAAUGAAAUUAGUCACUUUCUUUUAAGAGUUAUUGAUCUUAGCAGAUAUGGAAGAAUAAGAUGAAAAAUUAAUUAAUGAUUUAUUGAAUUUAUAAAAGGAUAAGUCUGAACUUGAGGAACAAAACGCCAAAAUAGUCGCAGAUCUAGUCACUUUAGCUAAUAAAGAUAGUCAAAACGAAAAAGAACUAGUUGAAUAAUAAAAAGCUUUCAAAGAACUUAUACAUCCUGACGAUGAUGUCAAAAGAGAAAAAAUUCAUCAAUAUUAUUUAAGAAAAUAUAAAAAAAAUAAAGCUAAAUAAUAAAAAUUAAGAAAUGCAGAAGAAGAAAAUGAAGAUUUCGAAGAAGAAGAUAUAGAAAGUGAUGAGGAUGACGAUGAUGAUUUCCUAGAUGAUGAAGACGAUGAAAAACCAGAUAUUUCACCUGUAGAAAAUGAUUCAAAAAUAAGAGAAAUUAUUGAUAAAAUUUGUGAAUUAGAAGAUUAAUAGGAAAAUAAAAGAAAAGAAAAAAGUGAACUUGAUAGAUAAAAAGUUAGUAUUUUAAGUAAAAUUGCUAAUAUAGGUAAUAAUUUAAGAAAAGCUGAAGAAGAAUUAAAAAAUUACUAAAGAAAAAACUUUAAAAAGUUAAUUAAUUAGAUGUCUCUUAUUGUUUAAAAACAGAUUAAAUAUAAAAUAUUAAUAUAUUAAAUUAAGGAGAAAAGAAAGAAUCAUAUAAAUUACCUGAUGAUUUAUCACGUUCUAUAUUAUUCACUUAAGAUGAAUUUAAUAAAAUAGCUAAAAGAAUAAAAGAGCUAAAACUAGAACAAGAAAGAAUAAAAAAAAGCCGUGCAAAUUUAGAAAAGAAACAAAAAGUAUUAUAAGUAAAGCUAAGUAAAAAAAAUGCUGAAGCAGAAGAAUAAUCAGAAAAAUGCCGAGAAAAGCAUUUCCUAAAAUUUGGUGAUGUAAUGGAUUUAAGCACUAUAGAAUAAUUAGAACCUACAAAAUAAGUAUUAGAAAUGA